Apodemus sylvaticus (European woodmouse) is the source of this 1092-nucleotide messenger RNA. Its product is annotated as serine protease 44-like. Gene Ontology annotation, biological process: proteolysis. Gene Ontology annotation, molecular function: serine-type endopeptidase activity. The coding region runs from base 1 to 1092 and encodes 363 amino acids. The transcript has 5 exons. Lineage: Eukaryota; Metazoa; Chordata; Mammalia; Rodentia; Muridae. The record is from RefSeq and is a predicted model, not a curated record.
AUGGCCUUCCCGGACUGUGACUGCCUCCUCCUCUUGGUCUGGCUCUUACUGCUUCAGACGCGAUUGGCCACUGCUCCUACGGUUCCAGGGACGCCUUCUCUUUCUCCUCUCCCUUCAGAGGAUGGCCUAGGUGACCCGGGUACAAACCCACAAGAGAGGCCACUCACAGGGACGCCUGAGUCCUCGCUGCCCCUUGAUUCGAUGGCAUUUACUCCAGGUCACUCUUUUUCAACCCUGAGUCUGUCAAGGCAACCGUUUCCAACAUGGAUCCCACCCACUUCAGCUUGUGGCCACAGAACUGCAAGGAUAGUCGGUGGAAGGCCAGCGCCGGCGAGGAAGUGGCCCUGGCAGGUGAGCCUGCAGGUCCACAGGCAGCACGUCUGUGGUGGCUCCCUCAUCAGCAAAUGGUGGGUGAUGACCGCAGCCCACUGUGUAUAUGGCCACCUGGAUUACGUCGUAGCAAUGGGAGAGGCUGACCUUCGGUCCAGGAUGGCGGUCAAGAUCCCAGUCCAGGGCAUCAUCGUGCACCAGGAUUACUCUGUGAUGAGAACGAUUGUGCACGACAUCGCCCUUGUUCUGCUGGCCUUCCCUGUGAAUUACAGUGUCAACAUCCAGCCCGUGUGCAUCCCUGAAAAGACUUUCUUGGUAAAAGCUGGGACGCUAUGCUGGGUGACUGGAUGGGGCAAAAUAGUUGAACAAGGUAGGUCAUCAAAAGUGCUUCGGGAGGUGGCGCUAAAUAUUAUUCGUCAUGAGAAAUGUAAUCAGAUUCUUAAGGAAAUCCAAGGAAAAGUGUUCGCUGUAGUCCAGGAAGGGGGAGUCUGUGGCUAUAAUGAGAAAGGAGGGGAUGCCUGCCAGGGAGAUUCUGGAGGCCCCAUGGUUUGUGAAUUUAAUAACACAUGGGUGCAGGUAGGGAUCGUGAGCUGGGGUCUUGGCUGUGGUCGAUUUGGAUACCCUGGAGUUUACACAGAAGUGAGUUACUACAGAGACUGGAUCAUAAAAGAACUGAGUCGGGCUUCGUGUUGGAUCCCAUCGAUCUUCCUCGUCUUAAGCAUGUGUCUGGUGCUUCACCUGGGCAUCUGGGUGACCCUGUGA